AUGACAGAUGCUGUAAGUUCUUUAACAUCAGAACAAAAAGAUUGGGUGAAACGGAUGGGAUUUAAAGCAUUUUUGAAGAUCAACAUUAAGAGUAUUCCCUUAAAACUUUGCCAUUUUGUGCUUAAGCAUUAUGAUGAAGGCACAAACAGUAUUCUGAUUAAAGGAAAAAGAAUAAAGAUCACAAAGGAAAAAAUUCAUAAAGUGUUUGGUUUACCCAAAACUGGAAAAAGCUUAUUUGAUUUGGACAAGGUUAGUGAAGAUCAUCAAGUGUUUGAUGGAUGGAUGAAUGAACUAAAAGACAGAAAGGCAAAUGCAACAAACUACAAGAAGAUUAUUCAAAAAUCCGAACAAGUGGAUAUGAAUUUCAAGCUGGGUUUCAUAGCUUUAUUUGUUAAUACGUUUGCAGAAUCCCUUCCUAUGGGGACAAACAACUUAGUUCCAGUUAGAGCACUUGUUGAACUAAUUUACUGUGAUGAUAUUGAAUGCAAGCUCCAAAAAAUAGAACGUAAAACACCAUUAGUUACGAUGUGGAUAGCAGAUAAGUUGAAGGAAAGACAAUCUUUUGAGAUUGAAGCUGAUGGAUUUGGGGUUGGGAAUCUAAUCGAACAAAGUUCAAAUUUAGAACUUGAGAAGAAUGAAAAUCAGGAGAGAACUGAAGUCAAAUCAGAUAGAGAUGAAGAGCUUAAUAAAACAAACAUUUCUGAUUCUGAUGAUGAUAAAGAUGAAGGAAUGAAUACAAAGUUGGUUGCAUUUUUAGCUGUUAAACCAUUACAACAGAAGUUUCCAGAGAAUGAAGAAACACAAGAAGAAGAUCAAGAUAUGAAUGUUGAUGACCGAAUAAAUUUGGGUUUUGAGAAUAAUAUUGGCGAGGAAACGAUUAGACAUCCGCAUAAUCCAGAAAGACAAAUAGAAUUUGAAGGCAUAAAUGUUGAUAACAAAAUAAAUUUGGCUUUAGAGGGAGGGGAUAUUGUAGAGAAGGUGGUUGGAGACAACAUAGGUGAGAGCUCAAUUGUUACACCAAAACACAAUCCAAAAGAAACUGGUGAUAAUUCUGAGGGUAAUGAUGAAGAUGGAGAAUUAGAAGGGAAUGAAGAGCAUAUUUUAGAUGAGAAAGGGAAAAAGGGUCAGAAUGUGAAUGAAAGAGGGAAAAGGAAGGUGACUAAUCCAUAUAUUUUUAGAUCACCUUUUGUGAAUAGGGUAAUUGACUUAAGUGAAAAAGUCAGUACUGAGCAAGAGAUAAUGGCGCAAAUCAUGUUUAGAUGCAUUGCAGACAAAGAUCCAAUGGAAAUGCUGUUUGAAACUGAGUCUGGAGACAUAAUGGAUAGGGUGCAUUUUGAGGGUAUGCGUCCAAAUCAUAAGAUACAUCCUUUCGUUAUUGAUUGUUGGGCUGUUGUUCUUAAUUUUGAAGAAGAAAACCUGAGAAACAAAAAAUCACCACCACGUGUCUUCUUCAACACUCAAAUUAUGACAAAUGAUGAUGGUAUAUUUUUGAUGAGGCAUAUGGAAAAAUACAUGGGUGAGAAAGAAGAAAAAUGGGAUGUGGAACUGGGAGAAGAAAGUGUUAGGACAUCUAAAAAGAUUGCAAAGUUGCGUACAUUUUAUGUUUCUAAGCUAGCAAACCAUCAAAUCAACAAGCAGAGAAAAUUGAAUGUUACAGAAGCAUUGGAAUUUUCAAAACUUGAUAAGAAAACUAGGUGCAUGUUGGUGAAAGAAGGCAGUGAAGCAAGAGACAAUUUGGAAAUGAAGAAAGUUUGA
Molecule: messenger RNA, 1755 nt
Organism: Lactuca saligna
Lineage: Eukaryota; Viridiplantae; Streptophyta; Magnoliopsida; Asterales; Asteraceae
Source: the annotation of a GenBank genome assembly